Lates calcarifer (barramundi perch) is the source of this 3027-nucleotide messenger RNA. RefSeq names its product homocysteine-inducible, endoplasmic reticulum stress-inducible, ubiquitin-like domain member 1 (gene herpud1). The transcript has 8 exons. Gene Ontology annotation, molecular function: transmembrane transporter binding. The record is from RefSeq and is a predicted model, not a curated record. Gene Ontology annotation, biological process: negative regulation of endoplasmic reticulum stress-induced intrinsic apoptotic signaling pathway; endoplasmic reticulum calcium ion homeostasis; endoplasmic reticulum unfolded protein response. Gene Ontology annotation, cellular component: endoplasmic reticulum membrane. NCBI's taxonomy places the organism in Eukaryota, Metazoa, Chordata, Actinopteri, Centropomidae. The coding region runs from base 260 to 1564 and encodes 434 amino acids.
GCGGCCACAGUGUGUUUGGAAACAACAUUCCUCCUCGCUUAAGUCCCGCAUGACGGCUUAGGUACAUCUAGAGUAAACUGGGCUCCACAUAGAUAGAGUGUAUUCUCCUACAAGGUUCUCUUUAGUCGAGAUUAUUUGCGUCGCUUUUCUUCGUCUUCGUCUCCAUCGCAAGGACUCUUCUUAUUUUGACGAGUGUAGUUUUUGAGAGUAAAUAAAUAGAAUCAUACUAGCGCGAGACUACGGCGAGUGAAAGUAAAAAAUGGAUGUAGGAGAUUCUCAACAAAAGACGAUUACUCUUCUCAUAAAAACGCCUAACCGGGAUCAGGAGGACCAAAUUAUCGAAGGCAUCCAUCUGAACUGGAGUGUAAAGGACCUAAAAACGCAUUUGUGGAAUGUGUACCCCACAAAACCGGCUGUGAGUGACCAGAGACUGAUCCAUGCUGGUAAACUGCUGCCUGACCAUCUCCACAUCAAAGAUAUCUUCAGACAGAGAGACUGCAUUCCAACACUGCAUUUAGUGUGUGCUUUUAGGAAUCCACCCCAAGGACAACUGGGAGCUAGACCUAAGACGAUGGAGACAGAACAGCCACAUCCUUCCAGCCCAAGGCCUAUGGCAGCCUCUGCUUCACCCAGUCCCAGCAGGUCCUCUACAGUCCAAACUCCUAGCACACCAGAUCUGAGGCAGAGGAGAUGGACCUCUUCGACUUCAGCUGCUCCAUCUCACUCACAGACCCCAGCAUCUCCACCAUGGACUCCUGCAUGGUCUGUUGUUGCAAUGCCUGGAGCACCACAGAUGACCCAACCAACCUUUCCCACCUACUCUCUGUACAGCCCUCAACAGCUACUGUGGCUCCAGCAUAUCUAUGCUAGACAAUAUUACAUGCAAUACCACACAGCUUUGGCAGCAGCAGGCACCGUGCCCUCUGCACCAACUUCAGCCAUUGGGCAGUAUCCUCCUGUUCCUGCCCAUCAAGUACCUGUAACAGCCCCCUUAGCCAAUCAGAACCACAUGGACAACCUGCCAGUGAAUCAGAACCCAGCACAGGAUGGCCCUUUCAUCAAUCCGGGAGAGGCCAACCAGAACAUGCGGAUGAAUGCGCAGGGUGGGCCCGUAAUGGAGGAUGAGGAAGCUAUAGAACGUGACUGGCUGGACUGGUUAUACUCUGCUGCAAGAUUCUGCGUUCUGCUCAUGAUCGUGUACUUUAAUUCCAACCUGAGUCGCUUUCUGCUGGUGAUGAGCACCCUCCUCCUAAUGUACCUGCACACUGCUGGUUGGUUUCCCUUUAGAAGGGUGCAGGUUCAAAGACCCAACCACUUGCAGCCCCCUGAGGUCCAGCACAACCAGCAGAAUGAGAAUAGGAUCCCGAACCCUAAUCCAGCUGUUGAACUUGCUGACAGACAACGGGAGGAAUCUGCUGAAGCAGAUGGAUCUGACGGACAAGGACCAAUGACCGCAGUUUUAGUUCCUCCUCACAGGGUGUCAGUCAUGUGGACGGCCUGGGUCUUCUUUAAAACUUUCUUCUCCUCCCUCAUACCUGAGGUUCCUCAGGGUAUAGACAACUGACCACCAGAAACAGAUGACUAUAUAAAAAAGGGACCGUUUAUUCUUCAGUGGGGAACAAUAAUCUCUGGAGAUGACGUUUGAAACAUGAGUGGAAGGACAAGGACAAUACUGUCAACUCAAGAGGAGAGAAGAACAAGGGCAUUGUAUCUAAAUCAACAAUGACAGGGACCUCCCAACAGAAUCCUGGACAGUAGUGCUAAGUAGUGCUCUUGUGUGACAUUGGUGCAAAUUAAACACCAGCAAUACAAAGUAGUGCCAAACCCUUGAAUUUGCCAAAAAUGUGGACUGGAAGCAAAGGACACAAUACAUUAGAGACAUCAGACAUCAUGUAAAUAUUAACAAAAACAAUAAUAGUUUUCCACCUGACCCAACAUCUACUGUCUACUGGUUUUUAGCUUAAGAGGUUUUUUUUCCUUUGUUACGAGGCCUUAUAAGAGAGCUUUAGAUACCUGGAUAGAACAGUAGGUGGCACCUGAGAGUAAAAAGUAAACCUCUUAUCUGACUCUGUUGUAUUAUUUCUCCUAAAUUAUUCUUCCUGUGAGGAGGUUGUACAGACAAAAUCCAACUCAUGAGCAAAAAAUGUUAAUUUAAAACAUUUGUAUCAUAAUUCACUAAAUUAAAACAGAUUGUGCCUGUCAUAUAACUUUUUCUUAAGUUCUGUUUGGGGGUGAUUUUUACAUUAUUGAGCGUUAGAUUGUUUAAGAUUUCAAAUCAUUGGGUACAUAUUCUAUAAAUACUGAUGUUGGCACAGUAAAAAAAUCACUUAUUCACUCUUGUAAAUAUGUGUACACAAAGCACUUUACAAUAUGUAUCUUAUGCAAGCUUAUUUACUUAUAGAGGGGUUAUGGUUUAUCAUUCCUCACAUGAAGAUUAUAAAUAUAAUGCCCUAAAAGGGUCAGAGUUUUUUUCCAAGAUGGGACUAAGUUCAAAUUUCAGGUCAAGCCUAAAAUCUCACUAAAACAAAUAUGGUUAAAGGUAAGAUGAGUGCUGCUGUAAUCUGUAGAAUAUCUGUGGAAUCAAGGGAAAUUUAGUUCUCAGAUGGCUUGUGGGGCUUCUCCAUGGUUUCCUCUUUGUACUCACUUUGCCACCUUUAAUUAUUUUGUCGUCAUGGGUUUUCAUUCAGUUAACAUUCCAAAUUACUUUGAACUAAAUUAACAAUAUCACCAUGAAGGGGAUAUAGUACAUCUUUAAGUAAGCAGGUGAAGUCCCUUCCCUUUUUUCCUGUAAUUAUUUCAUUUUAUGUGCUGCAUUAGCCUCUGCUGUAAAGUUAGCACUCUGAUUCCCUUUGGGAAAUGAUAGUAGUUUGUGACAUUAGUCACCAUGUAUGAGUGGAAAUUUUAAUGUUAAGACUUGAAGAUUUUCUUUUGUGAGAAUUUCAGUGCAAACUUCAUUGACGGAUCCUGCAGAAUGAAUUGUGUGCAAUGUCUUGCAAUAACGGAUGCAAUAAAUGUUCUUAACUUCAA